This is a messenger RNA of Capsicum annuum, 1057 nucleotides long. Its product is annotated as 5'-nucleotidase domain-containing protein DDB_G0275467. The record is from RefSeq and is a predicted model, not a curated record. NCBI's taxonomy places the organism in Eukaryota, Viridiplantae, Streptophyta, Magnoliopsida, Solanales, Solanaceae. Gene Ontology annotation, molecular function: 5'-nucleotidase activity.
GCGCCAUCUUUUGCAAUGGCAACCCUUCGCAGGCUCUUCCAUUCUUCUCUAAUUGAUUCUUUGGGUCAGCAAGACUCCUGGAAGGAACUUUUUGAUGUCGUAAUUGCUAAAGCAAACAAGCCAGACUUUUACAAAUCUGACCAUCCAUUUCGCUGCUAUGAUGUGGAGAAGGACACAUUGGCUUUUACAAAAGUUGAUGCUUUCUUGCCCGGUAAAAUUUACUACCAUGGAUGCCUUAAAGCAUUCUUGCAGAUCACAAAGUGGAAAGGGCCAGAGGUGAUAUAUUUUGGGGAUCACCUCUUUAGUGAUCUCAGAGGUCCUUCAAAAGCGGGGUGGCGGACUGCUGCCAUCAUCCAUGAAUUGAAUAGCGAGAUCAUGAUUCAGAAUGAUAAUUCUUACAGAUUUGAACAGGCGAAGUUUCACAUAAUGCAAGAACUUCUUGGUAGGCUUCAUGCCACCGUAACUAGUAGCGUGAAAAGUGAAGCGUACAAGUCUCUCCUUAGGGAGCUCAAUGAAGAGAGACAAAAGACUCGCUACAAAAUGAAGGGAAUGUUCAAUAAAUCGUUCGGAGCUACAUUCCUCACCGAUACUGGUCAGGAAUCUGCUUUUGCUUACCACAUUCAUCAAUAUGCAGAUAUCUAUACUAGCAAGCCCGAGAACUUCUUGUACUAUCCACCUGAGGCUUGGUUUCACGUGCCCUUCGAUAUAAAAAUCAUGCCACACCAUCUAAAGGUUUCAUCAAAUUUGUUCAGGACUUGAGAUUACAUUUCUCAUACUGCCCAUGCCCAAGAGAUCUUAACUCAGUAUACUAACCAUUACGGCGACCUGGUUAUUCUCCGACACAUUUUCUGGAAGAUGUUGUCGAAAUCUACCAACUUUUACGGCGACCUGGAUAUUCUCUGACGACUCGUUUGCUCGAAGAAAUUGCUGAAAUCUUUUUGGUUGAUUCUUUAGAAUUCUUGUGUUCUGAUAAAAUUAGAACGAUACAGAAAAAAUUAGCGUUUUGGGUGAUUGUAUAUUGCCUUAUUCUUUAUGGUAGCUUUAGUUAUGGUCUAAA